AGAGAGAGAGAGAGAGAAUCGUACAAAAACAUCAGAAGAUAUACGUCUGGGAUUUUCAUCGCAAAAGUGAUAUAAGGACAUAAACCUAUAAACGUUUGCUGGACAGUUUUUCAAUGAAACAAAACUCCAUUUCAAGAGACUGAUUGCCUAUGAAUUAAAUAACCAUUCAAAAAUGCUACUGUUGUGAGGAUCCUCAUUAAGAAAACUACAAAUUCAAACUAAGCAAAGGAAAAUGAAUAUGGACAUGAAAAAAAUGUCUAAACUGGUUUGGAUCAUCAGAUUUGGAUAUGUCGCCCUUUAUUUUAUAUUGGUUACAACCAGUAGUGUUUCUGGACAAAAGUGCCGAGAUCGACGUGGAUCCCUACCUCAGGUCCAUUAUAACUUAUGGACGUGUAGCCAAUGCUACGCUUUCUUAUUCGCCCCGGAUGGAAGUCCCAAAGAGUUGGAGAGUUAUGGUUUGAAUCUACGAAGUCGAAAUACGACCUAUAAUGUGUUUCCAAUCGGUACUCUACUCAUCCCUGAUAUAACGAAUUCUACAAACCGUGAUCAAGUUUGUAGUACGUUGAAAACUGAUGAAUGUACGCGCUGGACUGACUGUUGUAUGGCGGCAAUCCGAUGUUGCGACCGGCAAAGGAGUAUGCCGCCGAUGCCAAAUACGGGCAAGUACUGCCCGCGCACUUGGGAUGGGUUUGGGUGUUGGGACGAUACAAAACCUGGAGUCUAUGUCACUCAGCCGUGUCCAACAUUUAUAGAGCAUGCUUUUCCAACAGCGAACGCCCAGAAAAUCUGUAGAAAGAAUGGAACGUGGUAUACGCAACCGCCCCAAUAUUUCGAAUGGACAGACUACACGAAGUGUGUAUCCAUUGACAAUUAUAGAGUGACCAUCUUCAUCGGAAUCGGCGUGAAUGCCGCGAGUGUAGUGGUUCUCAUUCCCGCCAUGGUUAUCUUUCUCGUGUACAGGACCUUGCGCAGCCAGCAUCGAAUCAGAAUCCACAUUCAUUUAUUUGCGUCGUUCGUAUUUAGUAGUAUCAUCUACAUACUUUGGGAUGUGCUAGUGUAUCGUGAUCGCCUCAUCAGUGCGGUGACCGAAAGUGUGAUGUACAAGAACACAGGAGGCUGCAAAUUCUUAUACUUCCUCACACGGUAUACACGAACAACUAACUAUAUGUGGAUGUUUUGUGAAGGAUUCUACUUACACAGGCUUAUCGUGAAUGCCUUUGAGCCUCCAAAGUCAUUAAUCUGGUUCUACUUAGUCGGAUGGGCAUUUCCUGCCGUUCCAGUCACGAUAUAUAGCGUUUUACGAUCGGUCUACGCAAACGAGAAUUGUUGGGUUAAUCACUUCGGCAAUCACGAAUGGUGGAUAUAUGCCCCCAAUCUCCUUGCUUUACUAACAAAUCUUUUCUUCUUGUGCAACAUACUGAGAAUUCUCCUAACGCAACUUCAAGCCCACCCCAACGAGCCAAGUAGUUAUAGGCGUGCCUUGAAGGCCACAUUCAUCCUCAUCCCAUUGUUUGGUUUACAACUGUUAUUCAUCAUAUACAGAGUACCUGAUCAUAGCCCAGCAUCAUACUACUUUGAGAUUAUUACCGCCAUCAUUACCAACUCACAGGGAUUAUUUGUGGCGAUGAUCUUUUGUUUCUUCAAUGGGGAGGUGUUCUCGUUGCUGAAUAGAUCCUGCAAAAGGCAUUGCUACACAGACGCCAUGAGAGAAGCCAAGGCAAAAAGCGUAAUGUCAAUGUCAACACAAGUUCAACAUUCAACAGAUAUGAACGGACGUUCAACUAACUCUAGACCAUUCAAAAAUGGUUCCGGAUCUACAAAUCAAAACUAUAUAGCGCUGGAGCCACUCCAAGCAAAAAAAGAUGAAAAUGGGACAGUUGUGAAUACUUAUAACUGAUUAAUGGAGCGAUACGAUCAGAUAGUGGCCACUUCCCGGCAUUACUCAAACAUGAUUGACAAAGUUGUGAAAACUCGUCCGUGGUUGUUUCCACUUUUGAUUAACUGUGUCAAUACUCCCCAAUAGGACGCGGAAACCCCAAGAGCUUAAAGAGUAUCUCAAACAUUCAUUCCCACAAUCUAGUUUCUGAAUACCACACGUCGAUGUGGUUUUC
Molecule: messenger RNA, 2111 nt
Organism: Owenia fusiformis
Lineage: Eukaryota; Metazoa; Annelida; Polychaeta; Sabellida; Oweniidae
Source: the annotation of a GenBank genome assembly